AUGCAGUUAAGAAGAGAUGUCGUAAGGUCAUUGGGUAAAUCUGACAGGUUAACAAUGGCACGCAGUUUGUUUAAUAAUUAAAAAAUAGUCAGUGUGUAAAAUAAAGGAAGAGGUUCCGGUUUCUGAGAAAAACGACGGCAGCGCAAACAAGCUCUCGGAGCAUGCAAUGCAAAGACAAGUGAAGAAUUCAGCGACCUGGUUCAGGGGCGCCCAGAGUCAAUGAUGGAUCAUGACUUGGAGACCGCUGCUUUGGGGGCUUACCAGGACAAGCCUAGAACCUUCCCCAACAUGCGCACUAAACCUUACACCCCUCUGAUAUUUCGUAUUUUACUUGGUAUCAAUGUUCGUGUCCUCUUCAUUCUUUUGCUCCUCGGCUUGGGAGCUAUCUUUUACGUCGGAGCUUCUACUUCUCCUAUCAUUGUCUUUGUUAUCUCUGUUUGUAUUCUCAGCUUCCUUGUGGCCAUAUAUCUUACAAAGUGGGUCCUCGCAAAAGAUGAGGGGCCUCCUGAAAUGGUUCAGAUAUCAGAUGCUAUACGAGACGGAGCUGAAGGAUUUUUCAGGACCCAGUAUGGGAGUAUAUCUAAGAUGGCCAUGUUGCUUGCCCUUGUUAUUCUUUGCAUAUAUUUGUUUCGCAGUACAACUCCUCAACAGGAAUCUUCUGGCCUGGGAAGGACAACUUCUGCAUACAUCACCGUAGCUUCUUUCCUUUUAGGCGCCCUUUGUUCCGGUGUUGCUGGAUAUGUAGGGAUGUGGGUGUCAGUUCGUGCCAAUGUCAGAGUCUCUAGUGCUGCAAGACGGUCUGCAAGAGAGGCAUUGCAGGUAGCUACUCGUGCAGGUGGUUUAUCUGCUAUCAUUGUCGUUGGUAUGGCCGUAAUUGGUAUAGCUGUCCUUUAUGCCACAUUUUAUGUUUGGUUGGGAGUGGACUUGCCUGGUUCAAUGAAGGUUACUGAUUUGCCUCUUCUUCUAGUUGGAUAUGGAUUUGGUGCCUCCUUUGUUGCACUAUUUGCUCAGUUGGGUGGUGGAAUAUACACAAAGGCAGCUGAUGUUGGAGCAGACCUUGUUGGAAAAGUAGAACAGGGAAUACCUGAAGAUGACCCUAGGAAUCCUGCUGUUAUUGCUGAUCUGGUUGGUGACAAUGUGGGAGAUUGUGCUGCUCGAGGUGCUGAUCUUUUUGAAAGUAUUGCAGCUGAAAUAAUCAGUGCCAUGAUACUUGGUGGAACAAUGGCACAACGCUGUAAAAUUGCAGAUCCAUCUGGCUUCAUCUUGUUUCCUCUUGUUGUUCACUCAUUCGAUCUGAUAGUUUCAUCAGCUGGAAUAUUUUCUAUUAGGGGUACACGUGAAACUGGAAUUAUAGUUCCCAUGGAGGAUCCUAUGACAAUUCUUCAGAAAGGAUAUUCUUUUACAAUAGUUUUAGCUGUUCUGGCAUUCGGUUUGUCUACCCGGUGGUUACUCUACACUGAGCAAGCACCUUCAGCAUGGUUCAAUUUUGCUUUGUGUGGGUUGAUUGGUAUUAUCACUGCUUACAUAUUUGUCUGGAUUGCCAAGUAUUAUACCGACUACAAGCAUGAGCCUGUGCGCAUAUUAGCCCUUUCCAGCUCUACUGGCCAUGGGACCAACAUAAUUGCAGGAGUCAGUUUGGGUCUGGAAUCUACUGCUCUUCCCGUCCUUGUCAUCAGUGUGUCAAUUAUCUCAGCUUUCUGGCUGGGCCACACCUGUGGACUAGUAGAUGAAACAGGAAACCCAACUGGUGGGCUGUUUGGCACAGCUGUGGCAACAAUGGGAAUGCUUAGCACUGCUGCCUAUAUUCUUACCAUGGAUAUGUUUGGCCCAAUAGCUGAUAAUGCUGGAGGAAUUGUAGAGAUGAGUCAGCAGCCUGAAAGUGUCCGAGAGAUAACUGAUGUCCUUGAUGCCGUAGGAAACACAACCAAAGCUACCACCAAAGGGUUUGCUAUUGGUUCUGCUGCUCUUGCAUCUUUCCUUUUGUUUAGUGCUUAUAUGGACGAGGUUUCUGCAUUUGCUCAUGAACCUUUUAAACAGGUUGAUAUUGCUAUUCCCGAAGUUUUCGUUGGUGGGCUGCUAGGUUCCAUGCUUAUAUUUGUUUUUAGUGCUUGGGCCUGUGCUGCUGUUGGCAGAACUGCACAAGAAGUUGUUAACGAAGUGAGAAGGCAGUUCAUUGAGAGGCCUGGUAUAAUGGAUUACAAGGAGAAACCAGAUUAUGGUCGCUGUGUUGCUAUUGUAGCAUCUGCGUCGUUAAGAGAGAUGAUAAAACCUGGUGCUUUGGCAAUCAUUUCACCUAUUGUAGUUGGUAUUCUGUUCCGAAUUUUGGGCUACUAUACAGGGCAACCUUUACUCGGGGCCAAAGUUGUGGCUGCUUUGCUCAUGUUUGCAACAGUGUCUGGUAUUCUUAUGGCACUUUUUCUGAACACAGCAGGUGGUGCCUGGGAUAAUGCAAAGAAGUACAUUGAGACUGGAGCUCUUGGAGGCAAGGGAAGUGAGGCUCACAAAGCAGCCAUAACUGGAGAUACAGUGGGAGACCCAUUCAAAGACACAGCUGGGCCUUCAAUCCAUGUCCUCAUAAAGAUGCUUGCAACGAUUACACUGGUAAUGGCUCCAGUCUUCCUGUGAGUGAGAGUUGUUGAUAUCUCUAUUGCGGCCGCCUCAGAAAAAAGCAUACUUGCGCGAAUUUGAUUUUGCUAAUUUUGGAAGUAUAGGGAUAGGUUGUAUGAAUCUAUGAUGUAAAUGGACGAGCCUGAUUUAUAGUGACGAUGAAUCUUCUUGCCCUUGAUGAGAAUAAGAGAGAUUAGUUGACUGGAACAUAUGGAGAAAAUAGUGAUUAGAAAAAUUCCCCCAUAUUUUUUGGUCUUUAAAUUUCAUGAUGGCCCCGUGUUCCUUCCGGAGCGGCUAAAUUAAAUUAAGGAAUCACAAUGUACCUAAAAACAAUUCCGGAUUGCUGAUUACAUUUCGGAACUGAACAUAUGUGCUCAUAAGUUGUAAGUAACUAAGGGAUGACAUUGCUGAACAUUUUUAGCCCAUCCAUCCUUAGGUUUAGUUAGGGAUAGGGUAGGGGACUGUGUUCAAUCGUUUCCUCUCGGGCUGGAGUACUGGAUUUAAAGUGAAGAUAUGACGUGUAAAUGUAAAGGAGUUCAAUUUCGGUGCACGAGUCCUUCAACCAGGAUAAAUUAUUUGGAGAAUAAUUUUUUUGAAAAAAUUAAAAUGAGAUAUGUUGGACA
This is a messenger RNA of Glycine soja, 3230 nucleotides long. Its product is annotated as pyrophosphate-energized membrane proton pump 2. Gene Ontology annotation, cellular component: membrane. Gene Ontology annotation, molecular function: inorganic diphosphate phosphatase activity; diphosphate hydrolysis-driven proton transmembrane transporter activity. Gene Ontology annotation, biological process: proton transmembrane transport. NCBI's taxonomy places the organism in Eukaryota, Viridiplantae, Streptophyta, Magnoliopsida, Fabales, Fabaceae. The record is from RefSeq and is a predicted model, not a curated record. Bases 220 to 2625 code for a protein of 801 amino acids. The transcript is spliced from 15 exons.